GUAUGGGAAAACUAGGUGAUUAAACGAGAUAAAAAUAAAACGCGAUAGAUACCUGUAUGUACUUAAUACAUCUUACUUGCAUUAUAUAGUACUGGCAGCACAUGUGUGGCGUAAAGAUUUACGCGGGGAUUUUACUUUAAAAACGUAGCGUAUUACCGAGGUAAAUAAUUAAACAUUUGAAAUGUGAAAAAUUCCAUUUAAGACGCGUAAUUGUUUAGGUACGGUGCAGUUUUAAGGUGUUUUCGUGGGCAUUCACGUAUCUCACUUGAGGGCGCCCAUGAAAAUAUUUUGCAAUCUCGUCGUUGGUCUACUUACCUACCGUAAGUAGAAAGUAAGUUAUCAUCUAGUACAUACAGCGCUUGGAACAUUAGCAUAAAUCUGUUUCUAAACAAACAUUAUCAUGACGAGCUUCGAAGCGAUGAAUAUUUUAUGGUACUUGAUGAUUUUAUACACGGUCCAACCUGCAAUUACAGAGGAUGACCUAUCACCCCCGUGCCCCAGUCACAUCUAUUGUCAUGGGCGUCUUCUUCACACCAUUCAAAUGGCAAAGGUUUAUGAAGACUCAAAGACUUUUGUCGAUAUGAAAAUGAAGUACAGCCCAAAUGAAACGCUGCACAACUUUGACGAAUUCAUGAAAGCGUGCAAUAAUGUUCCGACAAAAUCGCAAGUAAUAGAAUUUGUUCAUGGUAACUUUGAAGAUGGUGGCCAGGAAUUUGAAGAAUACUUGCCGGUGGACUGGGUGGAGAGUCCGAAGUUUUUAGGAAGUGUUCAUGAUCCACUGUUUCAAAAGUGGGGUUCAGAUAUUAACGAGAUUUGGAAACUGUUGGGCAGACAAAUGAAACCUGAAGUUAAAGAAAAUCACCAGCAGUAUAGUAUUAUUUGGGUACCAAAUCCGGUGAUUGUACCCGGAGGUCGUUUUCGUGAAUUUUAUUACUGGGAUUCUUAUUGGAUUAUACAGGGACUUCUAUUGUCAGAAAUGUAUCAUACUGCCAAAGGAAUGCUUGAUAACUUUUUAUACAUAACAAACACUUACGGACAUAUUCCUAACGGUGGUCGCGUAUACUACCUUGCAAGAUCUCAACCUCCACUGUUAAUACCGGCUGUGAAAUUGUACGUGGACACCGUUAAGGAUUACAAUUACAUUGAAAACCAUAUUGAAACUUUGGAAAAGGAAUUCAAUUACUGGCUGACAAAUCAUACUAAAAUUGUCAUUCACAGAGGAAAACAUUACAAAUUUGCUGUGUAUGGUGAUUUGUCUAGCGGGCCUAGGCCAGAAUCAUAUCGAGAAGACGUCGAGAUGGCAAGUUUUCUAAAGGAAGAGCGCGAAAAAGAGCUGCUAUAUUCCGAAUUGAAAGCAGCUGCCGAGUCGGGAUGGGACUUUUCCAGUCGGUGGUUUAUACACAAUGGCACCAAUAAAGGUAAUUUAACAAGUACAAAAACCAGAUGGAUAAUUCCUACCGACUUAAACGCUAUAAUGUAUUGGAACGCGGCCAUAUUAUCCGAAUUUUACCAUACUUUAAACAACAUAGAAAAAGCCCAAAAAUAUGCCGACAUUGCCAACGAAUGGAUGGAAGCGGUAACCGACAUUUUAUGGCGCGAGGAUAUAGGGACUUGGUUGGAUUUCGAUUUAGUAAACAACGUUAGUAGGGAUUACUUUUCAAUUUCGAACAUAUUUCCUUUAUGGACGGGGUGCUACCCAAAGGAGCAUACGGAGAAAAUUGUUAGAUUAAUUUUAAAAUAUUUGCAAACCCAAAAUAUUAUGUAUCCAGGAGGCACGCCGACAACAAAGGAGCGUACCGGGGAGCAAUGGGAUUUUCCUAACGCAUGGCCUCCCCUACAGAGCGCUCUGGUAACUGGCUUGUACAAUACGGGCAACGAAGCUGCUCUGCGACUCGCCUUUGAAUUGGCGCAAACGUGGCUACGAUCAAAUUUUAUGUCGUUCCAAAAGACACAAACGAUGUUUGAAAAGUAUGACGCAACCGUCGCAGGUAAAUCUGGCAGCGGUGGAGAAUAUAACACACAAUGGGGAUUCGGUUGGACAAAUGGGGUAAUUUUGGACUUCUUAGAUAAGUUUGGAAAGACAGUUAGAGUUAACGAUCUUGACAAUCUUCGAAAUCAAAGUGAUAUUAAGAGUGCAGUAAAGAGGACGUCUUCGAAUUAUGGACAAAUAGCAACAGGUUUGCUUGCUAUAAUGGUCUCAUUUACUGCUGGUUUUAUUGGAAUAUCCGUAUACAAGAAGCGGGCACGAUUAAUAAGUGAAGCUAUCAGGAAACAGCAACUUGCUCGCUCAAAGUACACAGAAUUACAAAACAUAUCAAAGAGCUUAUAGAAGAAACAGCGUAUAUACACCCUUCUAUAUGGAUAAUAAAUGUAAAUAUUAGAACGUCUGUGAAAACAAAGCUCCUGACAAUUCCUAUUAGGUUGCCAAUUUGUUUAUAUUAUUUUGUAUACCUAAUAUGUUUUAUUCUGGUUUCUCAAUAUCAGAAUUAAUUGUGAUUAACAUUUUUGUUUCUUAAUUGAUUCUAGGAAUAUAAUUAGAAACUAAAUUGUAUGUUGCCAUAACUUUUAUGUGAUAAUGUAGUUAUAGACUCAAAUCUUUUAUAUGUGUGUAUACACUAUUUUUCUUGUGCCAUGUA
Photinus pyralis (common eastern firefly) is the source of this 2636-nucleotide messenger RNA. Its product is annotated as trehalase-like. Gene Ontology annotation, biological process: trehalose catabolic process. NCBI's taxonomy places the organism in Eukaryota, Metazoa, Arthropoda, Insecta, Coleoptera, Lampyridae. Gene Ontology annotation, molecular function: alpha,alpha-trehalase activity. Bases 401 to 2329 code for a protein of 642 amino acids. The record is from RefSeq and is a predicted model, not a curated record. The transcript is spliced from 5 exons.